Messenger RNA from Acanthosepion pharaonis, 3465 nucleotides. Lineage: Eukaryota; Metazoa; Mollusca; Cephalopoda; Sepiida; Sepiidae. The record is from the annotation of a GenBank genome assembly.
AUGGAACUCUUCCAGCUCCUUGCUUAUGGAACUCUCUUCCAGCUCCUUGCUUAUGGAACUCUCUUCCAGCUCCUUUGCUUAUGGAACUCUCUUCCAGCUCCUUUGCUUAUGGAAUUCUCUUCCAGCUCCUUGCUUAUGGAACUCUCUUCCAGCCCUUUGCUUAUGGAACUCUUCCAGCUCCUUGCAUAUGGAACCUCUUCCAGCUCUUUUGCUUAUGGAACUCUUUCCAGCCCUUAUGGAAUUCUCUUCCAGCUCCUUGCUUAUGGAACCCUCUUCCAGCUCCUUUGCUUAUGGAACUCUCUUCCAGCUCCUUGCUUAUGGAACUCUCUUCCAGCUCCUUGCUUAUGGAACUCUUCCAGCUCUUUGCUUAUGGAACUCUCUUCCAGCCCCUUUGCUUAUGGAACUCUCUUCCAGCUCCUUGCUUAUGGAACUCUCUUCCAGCUCUUGCUUAUGGAAUCCUCUUCCAGCUUGCUUAUGGAACUCUCUUCCAGCUCCUUGCUUAUAGAAACUCUCUUCCAGCUCCUUGCUUAUGGAACUCUCUUGGAACUCUCUUCCAGCUCUUUGCUUAUGGAACUCUCUUCCAGCUCCUUGCUUAUGGAACUCUUCCAGCUCCUUGCUUAUGGAACUCUCUUCCAGCUCCUUGCUUAUGGAACUCUCUUCCAGCUCUUGUUUAUGGAACUCUCUUCCAGCUCCUUGCUUAUGGAAUUCUCUUCCAGCUCCUUGCUUAUGGAACUCUCUUCCAGCUCCUUGCUUAUGGAAUUCUCUUCCAGCUCCUUUGCUUAUGGAACCUCUUCCAGCUCCUUGCUUAUGGAAUUCUCUUCCCGCUCCUUUGCAUUAUGGAACUCUUCCAGCUCCUUGCUUAUGGAAUUCUUCCAGCUCCUUGAUGGAAUUCUCUUCCAGCUCCUUGCUUAUGGAACUCUCUCUUGCUUAUGGAACUCCUUCCAGCUUUGCUUAUGGAACUCUCUUCCAGCUCCUUGCUUAUGGAACCUCUUCCAGCUCCUUUGCUUAUGGAACUCUCUUCCAGCUCCUUGCUUAUGGAAUCUCUUCCAGCUCCUUGCUUAUGGAACUCUCUUCCAGCUCCUUGCUUAUGGAACUCUCUUCCAGCUCCUUGCUUAUGGAACUCUCUUCUCCUUGCUUAUGGAACUCUCUUCCAGCUCCUUUCUUAUAAAACUCUCUUCCAAAAUUCUUCCAGCUCCUUGCUUAUGGAACUCUCUUCCAGCUCCUUGCUUAUGGAACUCUCUUCCAGCUCCAGCUUAUGGAACUCUCUUUCCUUGCUUAUGGAAUUCUCUUCCAGCUCCUUGCUUAUGGAACUCUCUUGCAGGAACUCCUUUAUGGAACUCUUCCAGCUCCUUGGAACUCUCUUCCAGCUCCUUGCAUAUGGAAUUCUCUUCAGCUCUUUGCUUAUGGAACUCUCUUCCUUAUAAAAUUUCUUUGCUUAUGGAACUCUCUUCCAGCUCUUGCUUAUGGAACUCUCUUCCAGCUCCUUGCUUAUGGAAUUCUUCCAGCUCCUUGCUUAUGGAACUCUCUUCAGCUCCUUUUUUGCUUAUGGAACCUCUUCCAGCUCUUUGCUUAUGGAACUCUUCCAGCUCCUUGCUUAUGGAACUCUCUUCCAGCUCCUUGCUUAUGGAACUCUCUUCCAGCUCCUUGCUUAUGGAAUUCUCUUCCAGCUCUUGCUUAUGGAACUCUCUUCCAGCCUUGCUUAUGGAACUCUCUUCCAGCUCCUUGCUUGGAGCUCUUUCUCUUCCCAGCUCCUUGCAUAUGGAACUCUCUUCCAGCUCUUUUUGCUUAUGGAACUCUCUUCCAGCUUAUGGAACUCUCUUCCAGCUCCUUGCUUAUGGAACCUCUUCCAGCUCCUUGCUUAUGGAACUCUCUUCCAGCUCCUUGCUUAUGGAACUCUCUUCCAGCUCCUUGCAUAUGGAAACUCUUCCAGCUCUUUGCUUAUGGAACUCUCUUCCAGCUCUUGCUUAUGGAACUCUUCCAGCUCUUUGGAACUCAUCCAGCUUUCCUUAUGGAAAAUGGAACCCAGCUCCUUGUUUAUGGAACUCUUCCAGCUCCUUUGCUUAUAAAAUUCUCUUCCAGCUCCUUGCUUAUGGAACCUCUUCCAGCUCCUUCUCUCCAGCUCUUGCUUGGAAUUCUCUUCCAGCUCUUUUGCUUAUGGAACUCUCUUCCAGCUCCUUGCUUAUGGAACUCUCUUCCUGCUCUUUGCUUAUGGAACUCUCUUCCAGCUCCUUGCAUAUGGAAUUUCCAGCUCUUCCAGCUCCUUGCUUUAAAAUUCUCUUCCAGCUCCUUGCUUAUGGAACUCUCUUCCAGCUCCUUGAAUAUGGAACUCUCUUCCAGCUCCUUGCUUAUGGAACUCUCUUCCAGCUCCUUGUUUAUGGAAUUUUUCUCUUCCUCUUCCAGCUCUUUGCUUAUGGAACUCUCUUCCAGCUCCUUGCUUAUGGAACUCUUCCAGCUCCUUGCUUAUGGAACCUCUUCCAGCCCUUGCUUAGGAACUUUCUUCCAGCUCCUUGCUUAUGGAACUCUCUUCCAGCUCCUUAUGGAACUCUCUUCCAGUUCCUUGCUUAUGGAAUUCUCCUUCCUUAUGGAAUUCCUUCCAGCUCCUUGCUUAUGGAACUCUCUUCCAGCUCCUUGCUUAUGGAACUCUCUUCCAGCUCCCUUGCUUAUGGAACUCUCUCCAGCUCCUUGCUUAACCCCUCCAGCCCUUGCAUAUGGAACUCCCUCUUCCAGCUCUUUGCUUAUGGAACUCUCUUCUCCAGCUUUAUGGAAUUCUCUUCCAGCUUAUUGCUUAUGGAACUAUCUUCCAGCCUUGCUUAUGGAACUCUUUCCAGCUCCUUGUUUAUGGAACUCUUCCAGCUCCUUGCUUAUGGAACUCUUCCAGCUUCCUUAUGCUCCUUGCUUGCAUAUGGAAUCUCUCUUCCAGCUCCUUGCUUAUGGAACUCUCUUCCAGCUCCUUGCAUAUGGAACUUUAUGGAAAUUCUUCCAGCUCUUUGCUUAUGGAACUCCUUUGCUUAUGGAAUUCUCUUCCAGCUCCUUGCUUAUGGAACUCUCUUCCAGCUCCUUGUUUAUGGAACUCUCUUCCAGGAACUCCCCUUGCUUAUGGAAUUCUCUUCCAGCUCCUUGCUUAUGGAACUCUUCUCCAGUGCUUUGCUUUCCUGCUCUUCCAGCUUUGCUUAUGGAACUCCCUCUUCCAGCUCUUUGCUUAUGGAACUCUCUUCCAGCAUGCUUUAUGGAAUUCUCUUCCAGCUCUUGCCUUGGAACUUAUGGAACUCUUCCAGCUCCUUGCUUAUGGAACUCUUCAUCCAGCUUAUGAAUCUUUUCCAGCUUGUUUAUCUUGCUUAUGGAAUUCUCUUCCAGCUCUUGCUUAUGGAACUCUCUUCUCCUUGCUUAUGGAAUUCUUCCAGCUCCUUGCUUAUGGAACUCUCUUCCAGCUCCUUGCUUAUGGAACUCUCUUCCAGCUCUUUUUAA